Molecule: messenger RNA, 1820 nt
Organism: Lepus europaeus (European hare)
Lineage: Eukaryota; Metazoa; Chordata; Mammalia; Lagomorpha; Leporidae
Gene: ZIM3
Product: zinc finger imprinted 3
Exons: 5
Coding region: 93-1559 (488 amino acids)
Biological process (GO): negative regulation of transcription by RNA polymerase II
Molecular function (GO): DNA-binding transcription repressor activity, RNA polymerase II-specific
Source: RefSeq, a predicted model, not a curated record
UCUCUCUGUGGUGUCAGCUGCUUUCGGCCCUUCUCGCUCAAGGCAUUUCAGGUUUUCCUUCCAGGACUGUGUGGGCUGGAAAAGGAUAUGAAAUGAACCACUUUAGGGGAAGCGUGACCUUCGAGGACGUCAGUGUGAACUUUUCGCAGGAAGAAUGGCAGUGGCUGACCCCCAGGCAGAGGCGUUUGCACAGGGAUGUGAUGCUGGAGAACUACAGCAACGUGGUCUCCCUGGCCCAGCACGGCUGCCAGGGCCAAGAGGAAGCCAGCAAACCUGAGGUGAUCUUGAGGCUGGAGCGCGGAGAAGAGCCCUGGACGGUGGGAGACAAGGGGCUGAGCAGCAGCGGACGAGCAUGUGUUUGGAGGCUCCAGGCAGUGGAGGAAGAUCUCAAGAGGGACGCUGCAUCAUCGAUCAAGAACACAGCAGUGACCAAGCAAAAAGGCGUUGAACACGAAGAAACACUUCCUCCAAGCAGAGAUGACACUACUUCAAGUCCCCCACUCGUAGACCAUGACCCAUUUGGGAGAGAUCUGGAACAGAGUGUGGGUAUGAAAAGCUGUGUAAAAAACAACUCCCGUGAAUCUAAGAGAUACAGGAAAUUGGUUGGCCAUAAUGCAUCCAAACUGGGAGAGAAACAAUUUGAAUGUGAUUUCUGUAGAAAGCUAUUCAGUUCCAAAUCAUGCCUUCUGAGUCACCUGCGGAUGCACGCUGGGGAGAAAGCCUUUGAAUGCAGCAAAUGUGGAAGAGCCUUCGGAAAGCAGUGGAAGCUCAGUAAGCAUCAGAAAACUCACACGGAGGAAAAGCCCUACGCAUGCAGUGAGUGUGGAAAAGCCUACAAGCAGAAGCUCAAUCUCAUCCAGCAUCAGAAAAGUCACACUGAAGAGAAGCCCUAUAAAUGCAAGACCUGUGAGAAAGGCUUUUUCUGGAAGUCAUGCCUCAUUAAUCACGAGAAAACGCAUAACGCCAAGAAAGCCUAUGAAUGUAAUGAAUGUGGCAAAUCCUACAAGCAGUAUGCGACCCUCUUUCAACAUAAAAAAAUCCACACGGGGCAAAAACCCUAUGGGUGUAAGGACUGUGCAAAAACGUUCAUUUACAAGUCAGACCUUGUGAAACACCAGAGAAUACACACGGGAGAGAAACCCUAUAAAUGUAGCAUAUGUGAAAAGGCCUUUUCCCAGAAGUCAAAUGUCAUUGAUCAUGAGAAAAUUCAUUCUGGAGAGAGAGCUUAUGAGUGUAAUCUGUGUGGCAAUACCUUCAUCCAGAGGAAAAAUCUCAUUCAACAUAAGAAAAUCCAUACCGGAAAGAAACCCUUUGAAUGUGCUAGAUGUGGCAAAGCUUUUUUUCAGAAGUCAAACCUUCACAGUCAUCAGAAAAUUCAUGUUGGAGAAAGAGUCUAUGCAUGUAAUGAAUGUGGAAAAUCCUUUAGCCGGAAGCUAAACCUCAGUUUGCAUAAGAAAACGCAUAGUGGACAAAAACCUUACAAAUGUUCCGAGUGUGGGAAAGCCUUUGCUGACAAGUCAUAUCUUCUGAGACACCAGAAGAGAAUUCACAGCAAAUAAGAGUCCCAUAAAUUUGAAAAAUGUGAGAAUGCCUUCAUUUAUUGUAGAGUGUAGUAGUCACCCAGGAAUUUAUACUGAAAUGCUUUAUAAUUUGAAGGCUAUUUCUGAAGCAGUGAAGACUUUUUUUUUUUUUUUUUUAAGAUUCAUUUGUCUAUUUGAAAGUUACAGGGAGGCAGAGAGAGAGAGAGAGAGAGAGAGAGAUCUUCCAUCCGCUGGUUCACUCCCCAAAUGGCCUCAACAGCCAGAGCUGUGCUGAUCCAA